Rubroshorea leprosula is the source of this 1724-nucleotide messenger RNA. Lineage: Eukaryota; Viridiplantae; Streptophyta; Magnoliopsida; Malvales; Dipterocarpaceae. The record is from the annotation of a GenBank genome assembly.
GACAAAGAGAAAGAAACGAACCAAACGAAGCGAAGCUUCCGCACCAAGACACGUAGCCAAGCAGUUCUGUCCAUGGCGGUCUUUAGCCGUUGCCUGAGUGCGAGAGCAUCGGCGGCGUUAAACCCGGCGACGGCGUUUGCUUACAUAAUUCGAGAUCUCUCCGCUUCUUCUUCUUCUUCUUCUUCGACGUUUAAUUCCGGAAGUGACCUCAAAUCGAGCUCUGUGCUGGUGCAGAAUCCGCUCCAUCUGAAUGGAGGACCCGAGGGUAGAAAUGUCCAGUGGGUGUUCUUGGGAUGCCCCGGAGUUGGGAAAGGCACAUACGCCUCUCGCUUGUCGAAUCUCCUCGGUUUACCUCACAUCGCCACCGGCGAUCUCGUCCGCGAUGAGCUCACUUCCUCUGGUCCCCUAGCCUCUCAGCUCAAGGAGAUUGUUAACCAGGGCAAAUUGGUUUCAGAUGAAAUUAUAAUAAAUUUAUUAAGCAAACGUCUAGAAGCAGGAGAAGCUAAGGGUGAAUCUGGGUUCAUUCUUGAUGGAUUUCCUCGGACAAUAAGACAGGCGGAAAUAUUAGAAGAAGUAACAGACAUUGACUUGGUAAUAAACCUGAAGCUUAGGGAAGAAGCAUUGCUUGCAAAAUGCCUUGGCAGAAGGAUUUGCAGUGAGUGUGGAGGAAACUAUAAUGUUGCCAGUAUUGACAUCAAGGCUGAGAAUGGGAGUCCUGGGAUGUACAUGGCUCCACUUCUUCCUCCCCCUCAAUGUUCAUCAAAGCUCAUUACUCGAGCUGAUGAUACAGAAGAAGUUGUGAAGGAACGGCUCCGUAUUUACAAUGAGAUGACUCAACCUGUGGAGGAGUUCUACCGCUGCCGUGGGAAGUUGUUGGAAUUUGAUCUUCCAGGGGGAAUCCCAGAAUCAUGGCCAAAGUUGCUUCGAGCUCUGAAUCUUGAAGAUCACGAAGACAAAAGGUCUGCAGCAGCAUGAUGCCUUAUAACCCUGUACUAUAUGGAUUAUAUUUACAAGGUAAUUUAGUUCAUUCUUUGCAUGUGCAACUUGUACAUGCAUUUUGAUUUUUGCACACGAACGGAGGUUAAAUAUUUAUAUGAAAUAAGCCAAGAAAUGCCUAAACUUUUAAACGAGGUAGCUUCCUAUUGUUUUAGCCAAUAAGAAAAGAUUCCUUUGUAUCAAGUUAUGUGUAAACGAAUAUGAAUAUGGGAAUAUGAUGGGAGAGGUUGGGGAACUAUGCUAUUUUCAUUGGUUGUUGAUUGCUUGCCUCAGUAAAUAUAUCUGUCAUUCAAUUUUAGCUGUAUAUUUUUAUUAGUAUAUUCUAUUAUGGAUCUUGUGAAUCUGGAAAACUCGGAGAACAGAAACUAAACUAGAAUAUGUAUGGAUAACUUAGAAGUGCAAGUUUAAGCUUUAUCUCUCUGGCAUGAUUUUGUAGCAUGAUUCAUGCGUGUACAUGUAAACUUCAGAAUUUGUGUAUCUGGGUCCUUUUUUUCAAAGUGAUGAAAAUAUGACAACUCUACAAUUGGGGUCGGGGGUAUAGGUUUGCGAGCGCCAUGGUUUGAGCUGGUAUCGUAUGCGUCCAUGGGGUAUACUGAAUCGAUGAAAUUUUUUUGGAAUGUUUGACGGUAGAUAAUGCGGCAAAGAACUGCCUUUUCCUUUUUCAAAAUCCUUAUCCAUUAUUCUCAUAAAAUAUGAGUUGUCUAAUUUGAAAUGUCAUAUUCUUAUUA